CCGACGCCAACGGUGGCCAACGGUCUGCGAUGCUCGCUGUGUCUACUCUCUACACAUUAAACGCAAGAUUUGGAUUUAUUUCUCACGAGACGAUCCUGAAUUUCGAUAAUCGGCGCAAAACUAGGAGGUGGGUCCGCUGAGUCUCGCGAUGGUCUACAAUCGGAAGGAUCUAUCUAGGUCAUUCUCGCCGAGUAAAAUCAAGAAAUCCGUUAAGAGACGAAUGUCAGGAGACUCCGGAACCCUGAAGCCUAGUACCAGCGGCAGCACGAUGACAGCGCACGAGACGGGCUCUCAGAACAUCAAAGUCAUUGUGAGGGUCCGCCCUGACAAUGAGCGCGAGAUGCAGGACAAUUACAGGACAGUCAUUAACGUAGUCGACGACAAGAUGUUAAUAUUCGACCCUAAGGAGGAGCAGAAUCCAUUUUUUUACAGAGGCGUCGAGCAGAAAGGGCGAAAUCUCUUGAAGAAGCAAAACAAGGAACUCCAGUUUAUCUUCAAUCGAGUCUUCGACCAAACUUGUACGAACGAAGAUGUAUUCCGAGGGACUACGAAGGAUAUCAUCGGGAGUUUACUGGAGGGUUAUAAUUGCUCCGUCUUUGCGUACGGAGCGACAGGAGCCGGGAAAACUCACACGAUGCUAGGGAAAGAAAUAGAUCCUGGUAUAACGUACCGCACCGUUGCUGAAUUGUUCAUCCAGAUCGAAGCGCAGAGUGAACAGAGAGACUUUAAUCUCGGAGUGACGUAUCUGGAAGUGUAUAACGAGAACGUUCAAGAUUUGCUCCAUAAAACUGGGCCGCUACAUAUAAGAGACGAUGGCAGAUGCGGAAUCAUCGUAUCAAAUCUUAAGGUUAUUCCAAUCCAGAAUGCCGAAGAGUUACUUUCACUGUUAGCGAAGGGGAAUAGGAAUCGCACUCAACAUCCAACGGACGCUAACAAGGAGAGCAGCCGCAGCCAUGCAGUUUUUCAAGUCUUCAUCAACAUUAAGAACAAACUGGACGGCCAAGUGAAACAUGUAAAAUUAUCCAUGAUCGAUUUGGCAGGGUCGGAGCGAGCUGCUGCGACAGGCUGCAAAGGCGAUCGCUUCAAAGAAGGCGCAAACAUCAACAAAUCUCUCCUGGCUUUAGGAAACUGCAUUAACAAAUUAGCAGACGGCACUAAACACAUACCGUACAGAGACUCGAAGUUAACUAGGCUGCUGAAAGACUCUCUGGGUGGAAACUGCCAAACCGUAAUGAUUGCUAACGUAGGGCCUUCGAGCUGCAGCUACGAAGACACUUACAACACUCUUCGGUAUGCAGACAGAGCGAAGAAGAUCAAGACGAACGUUAAAAAGAACAUCGUCUCCUGCCAGAUGCACGUCACUGGAUAUAUUAAGAUGGUCGAGGAACAGAAAAAGGAGAUAUACAUUCUCAAGCAGAAAUUGUUAGCAAUGGAGGGUGGGCAAGGAGGGUCUCCUCCGUCAAGCGAUGAAAGACCUAUGGAAGAACUGGACGAUAACCUAGUAGAGAUGAACGGUCGACUGCAGGAGCUGUUCGACAAGAAGAAGGCAUUGAACGAGAAGAUGUUAUCCCUCGAGAGUGCUGACAAAAUGUUCUGUUGUAGAAUCCAGUACAAAAAGGCUGCCGAUGAGAGGCUGUACAACUUGACCGAUGACGAGUCGGAGGAGGAGAAGAACGCCAGUGGAAAGUUGCGGCUUAGUAAAUCGAUGCAUCACUUUAAACGCCAAAGAGACGCUAUCAGGAUCCAGAUGGAGGCCGUCUGGGAGGAGCUGAGGACCGUUGAGACAGACCUUCAGGCUCUAUACUCCGAGAUCGAGGCUAAAGGACUCGCUAACAAGCUUGAAAGGACUAUUGCGCUGCAUAACUCCGUCAUCGAAUGUUCCAGAGAACGACUCUACAGGGAACAUGCCAAGAAGUUGAACAAUCUCCAACAGUGUGAAUUACAAUCGCUCUCUACUAUGGUGAAGACGUUGUCCGCAGCGCUGCAGAAACAGUGCAACAUGAGGGGAGUCUUCGGAAACAUGACGGAUAAAAUGAAGGAAGAGUUUCAGAAGGUGGUUAAGUCGUUGGAGGGUGUGCGAAACAUUAGGUGGCUCGACUCGAACUCAUCGGACGAUCAAGGAGACUUUUAUAAACUGAAUUGUUUAAGUAUCGAGAGACUUAUGGAACCGUUGGUUAAUGAAAUGCCAGCGUUAAUGUCACUCUCCGACGACGAAGACCAGAACUCCCAGGAGAAGCUCGGUGGUACAAGUGAUACUCCAGUUGGAACUGGAAAUGCCCUUCUUCCGAGUACUCUAUCAACUCGCACCAAAGAUCCCGAUACGACCAUUACUCUACACGACAAGCCUGUCGAGUCAUCGAUGAUGGAACAAUCAGCAAUUGCCGGCUGCUCUACGUCUGGCGAACUCAAUAGUACGUUUAACGUGGAGGAGACAAAAGUUAAGAAACGAGCCUUGGAGGACAAUAGUCAAUCCGCUACGAGGCCACCUGCGAGUAAGGUAUUAAAAAGGGCUCCAACUUUCAAGGUCAAGACCAAACCUACUGCUGGAGCAAUUGGAAAGGAAAAUAACAACUCCCGGAAAGUAGCUUCGGUUAUGAGUGCGAAAAGUAUCGCCAUUUUGAAUAAAUUGAAGAGCGACAAGGCGAAGCUCCCCGACCCUGUCGAGUUCAUAGCGCCAACUCCUACGGUGCCAUUAGUAGACGCGAAUCUCAAAGUUGUUAGAAAUAAAGAGCGGCGUGGCAUUGGGACCACUCAUCCUUAUCACAAGCAAAAUCCCAAGCCGAAAUAAGUUUCGCAGUGAUAUAAUUAGGAUUAGUGUCGGAUCUGGUAUGACAUUUAGAUCGAUGUGUAUUUUAAAUGCGCAGAGUGCUCUGAAAAGGAAUUAGAGUAGAGCGAGUGAUGUUCAAAUUAAAUUAAGCUAACGGAGACAAGAAAUGCCGAUCGAACGAUGGUUACGGAGAUCAAAGUGUCUCCUUAUAUUGUUAUAAGCGAUUAAAUGAAUAUGUAAAGUGCAAAGCAUUUCUCGGAGAAUCGAUCUCUUAACGUACGGAUUUAAUUAUUUAGUAGUGCUUUUGCUUUUCGUUCCGACACUGAUUCCAAAUUAUCAGUUUUUAUCGGUCAUAGCGCUUUAUUCUGACUACUAUAAGUAAGCCAGGUUGUAAAUAACACAAACUUAUGUCAUAGCAUUCGUGUUGCUACUGUCAAAUCGAAAGACUGGUUAGGACCCUGCGGUGCAAAAUUAAACUCCCGGACGGAGGGGUCUACUCCUUCGGAACAUUUUAAAAAUCGAGAAGUUCAAAGUUGACAAUACCAUACACAUUUUAAAUAUAUAACUAAUAUAUACAGAAUAAAGAAAAGGUCUGUACAUCCA
This is a messenger RNA of Orussus abietinus, 3370 nucleotides long. RefSeq names its product kinesin-like protein KIF18A (gene Klp67A). NCBI's taxonomy places the organism in Eukaryota, Metazoa, Arthropoda, Insecta, Hymenoptera, Orussidae. Gene Ontology annotation, molecular function: microtubule binding; ATP binding; microtubule motor activity. The transcript has 2 exons. The record is from RefSeq and is a predicted model, not a curated record. Gene Ontology annotation, biological process: microtubule-based movement. The coding region runs from base 149 to 2788 and encodes 879 amino acids.